AUGGAUUCCCAUACCACCUCGUCGGACGCUGCACCGAAUGAGUCAUCGCCUUUGCUUCCAACGACAGAGAACCGCCCCAAAGGAACACGAUCUGUUACUUUUAGCGAAAACCCCGUUACAAAAACUUUUGAACCUGGUCGCCAGCCAUCCCAACAUCGUGGCCAUGGACAUCACGCUGUUGGUUCCGCUAGCGGCGCCGCUGGUGGCCCUCCCAUGCUCACAGCUCUCAACAACAAGCUGAGGAGACGAAACAGCCAAGGCACUGUACCUGCGGUCGCCCAUCUGGCUUUUGGACCCAAGCUUGGCCCCCAGCGCAGUACGAAAAAGACGGAAAAGCUUAAGCUGCUUCCCAAUACGGACCUGGACGACCCCGAGGACGAAGAGAGUGGAAGAGAUGUCUACUCUCAGUACACGCGCAUCAAGGAUCCCGCCGCGCGAAGGGACGCAGCAAAACUAGGUAAAGCGGACCGAGACCGCCUCCCGCGUGUCACGGCGUACUGCACUGCGAACCGAUACGAGAUGGAGGCACUCAUGAGGUUUUUGAAAGGACGAGGAAAGACCCGCGGCGCCAACCCAAAGCUCAUCGAUGAGUGCAUAUACACACCGUACAACUACACUUCAAAGAACGAGCGUAGUCGUGAUCCUGUUCAAACAUACGAACGACGACAUUCAACGGGAGGCGACGCCAUUGAUGUCGCGCAGCAAAGAAGCGAUUUGGCUGAUCAACAUGCGGCGCAACAAAACAGUGACUUGGCUGAUCAACAUGGAGAGGAACAUAAUGGCCAUCACAAUAGUGCUAAUGGCAGCGGCAAUGGCUCUCGCAUUGACAGUUCGGAUUUGAUAGGCUCAGCGGUGGACGAUCACGACUCAACAGGCGAGCCCAACCCCGAUUUCGACACACAGGUGCAUACACCCGAGGUGUUCUUGUUCGACUACGGAGUGGUAGUUAUCUGGGGGAUGACCGAGAUUCAAGAGGCUCGGUUCCUCAAGGAGAUCGCCAAGUUUGAGACUGAGAAACUCGCACCAGAUGACGUUGAGACGGAGAAGUUCAACUUUUACUACACCAAGGACUACCAGGCUCGCAUCUACAAUGAUUUUAUCACACUUCGCGAUAAGAACAACUAUAUGACCAAGCUCGCUAUUUCUCAUGCAUUGGCGCAGAGUGUCAAGACCUCGCUCUUCGAGGAGCUUAUAGCAUCUACAGUUGACACCUGUAAAGAUAUUCCCACACAAAUAGCCACGACUGGAAAGAUUGCACUUAGACGGUCGCAAAUCAACAUGCAGAUUGGAGAGCUAUUCAUUCUUCGCAUCAACAUUCACCUCAACGGCUCGGUCCUCGACACGCCCGAACUAUUCUGGGUGGAACCACAGCUCGAACCCGUUUACCAAGCCGUCAGGAGUUAUCUGGAGAUGGAUCAGCGAGUCGGCCUUCUGACAGAACGUCUCGACGUCAUAGCAGACUUAUUGGCUGUUCUCAAGGGAGAACUCAGUCAUGGUCACGAUGAGAAGCUUGAAUGGAUCGUGAUCGUUCUCAUUGCAGCUGAGAUUCUUGUGGCGGCUGUCAACAUUGUGGUGGACUUAUACGUUGGCGAAUAG
Molecule: messenger RNA, 1596 nt
Organism: Fusarium sp. VM40
Lineage: Eukaryota; Fungi; Ascomycota; Sordariomycetes; Hypocreales; Nectriaceae
Source: the annotation of a GenBank genome assembly